Messenger RNA from Colletotrichum navitas, 1155 nucleotides. RefSeq lists its product as uncharacterized. The coding region runs from base 1 to 942 and encodes 313 amino acids. The transcript is spliced from 2 exons. Lineage: Eukaryota; Fungi; Ascomycota; Sordariomycetes; Glomerellales; Glomerellaceae. The record is from RefSeq and is a predicted model, not a curated record.
AUGUCUCGGAAUGAAGAAUCAUCCUCGACCGAGGGCCGCGUCGUAUUAAGAGCACAGGGCAUGGACGAGGUCCUACCUCGGCAUCAUCUCAAUCUCUUCACCUCUUCGGCGGCGUUUCCUCCCGGGCAAUGGAUUCUUUCCGAGUGUAGCCAUCCUCACCAGUUCCAGGCCGCCUAUUGCGUGCGAAAUACCCACGGGCAACUGGUGCGAGCGCCAAUGCCACUGGUCAACGUCUCUGCUGUAACGAACCAGCAGGAAAUCUACGAUCACUGCACAGUCUAUCACUAUGACCCAGCAUAUCAAAACCAAGGAGGUAGAGAAAAUAUUUAUGCCACUACCGCCAUUGGUCAGCAGGAACAACAAGCUGGUAAUUGGAUCUUGCCACGCGAGCCAAGCAAUUACCAAGAUGUUUCGAUACACCCUCGAACAACUGGACAUCACCGCCCGGACCUCGAACCCAAGCAAGACUGCUUUUCGCCAACCGAAAUGACAUUCUUUGCUAACCCACCACCAUACUCAUCACUUGUGACAACACAUGCGCAAGCAAAUGCAACUCCCCUGGGGAGCCGGCCAGCGAUCUCGCAGGUGAUGAUGCAUGAUUUGGACACGCCCAGCUUUCCAACAAAAGCCAAUAUUGGCGGGCAUGCACCUCAUCAUGGGCUAUCAAUCGUUGGCGACUCGUUUAACGACACCUCCAAUGCUUUUCUCAGCCCUGAACAAGAAGAAAUACAUGGCCUCGAGGCCUUCUCUUUGCAAGAUUCCUUCGGCCUGGAUACACAUGAAUCAUCAAUUUGGAGUGCCGACUCCUCUUUCGACAUGACGGUGCCUCCAGCUAUGUUAUCUCAACUUCACGAGCAGGCAUUCGACGAGCUUUUUUGUCAAGUGAGCGAAGCGAAUUACAAAGUAGACGAAAGCCACGUUCAAGGCAAAGUGAAGGAUUGAAGGAUGCCACCCCCUUGACGAAGACAACGUAACGAGGCUUUCGCCUGUGUGGCCCUGUCGGGGCUGGGUUGGACAAGGGUUUGUGACUUGGCGCAUCAUGUCGAUGUCUGUUUCCCGGUUUACAGGCGCGUCUAGCUGGUCCCUCCCAACCAAUGAGAGUCUUCUGGUGUCCGGGUCAGCUGUAGGCUGGGUCGAACAGGCCGCUGGUCUUCA